Messenger RNA from Epinephelus lanceolatus (giant grouper), 3222 nucleotides. RefSeq names its product lymphotoxin-alpha. Gene Ontology annotation, molecular function: tumor necrosis factor receptor binding. Gene Ontology annotation, cellular component: membrane. The record is from RefSeq and is a predicted model, not a curated record. Gene Ontology annotation, biological process: immune response. Lineage: Eukaryota; Metazoa; Chordata; Actinopteri; Perciformes; Serranidae.
GAAAGGUAAAAAAAAUUGACGGUACACAAUUGCCCCUAGGGAUUACACUGCAGCCUGUUUUACCACUGUGUCUGCAAUGCUCUCUCUCAAUACUGCACCAAUUUCUAAAACUGCUGGCUCCAUCAGUCACUAAGACACAAAAGUAUGGAAAAAUAGGGCUCAGUGUUCAAAAAUACUUAAGUUUUCCUUUAAUGUCCAGUCAAGUUCUAUUAGACUUAUAAUUAGUAUAAAGUUGCAUAAUGUUCUUCAGAAAUAUCAGUUAUUUUUAUUUUCAUGUAAAAAUGUUGCAUCAGUGCUUUUAUUAUGCUGACUAGAUCAUAUGGCUAUGAUUGUGGUUUGAUGACAUUAUAGUUAAACUGACAGUAUUUUUUAAUUUUAAUUUGUUUCACCUUCAGAGGAAUGCAACGUUUUCACUAUGACAGGUAUGAAGUUGGCUAAAGUGCUGUCUUGACAGUCGUCAUGAAUGAGAAGUAAAUCAGCAGGCAGGGGCAGAUUACCUCAAGGAGGCCGAUUUUAUAUUCAUUUACAAAGACAAACCAGUGCCACUGGUAUUGGCGGAGAGUGAUUAUCUUGUCGUUCGUGUCGGCUCUUUCUCCUCGUCACGGCACAUAUUAAAAGCUCAGUCGGUACUGAUGGGGUUGCCUCUUACAGUAAGGGGUAAGAAUGUGAGGGAUAGCUGUAGAAAGUCAUGUCGUGAUAUGGGACUACAAAACUUCCCCCAUUAAGUCCUUUGUUGGUUUUGGUUGUGCACUUGUCAUUAGAGGCAAACUAAUCGAACCCGUGGGAUCGGGGGUAUGCAAGCUAUUAUUCACAAUAUAAUGGAUGUCCCAUGAGAGGAGGCUGCGGAAAACUCACUUCAGAAAGAGGAAGUUCGUGUCUGACUCCUGACACUAAGUGAAACUCGGGUAGCCUAAAUCGAGACUCCUUAACAUUGCAGUGGUUUUCAACGUGGGCGACACCGCGCUGAUAAAUGGAGAUGUAGGAUGGGAGCCGGCGGCUGAUCCGUGAAUAGCCUAAACCAGCUGCAUGGAGGAAGAGGGCUGCUGCUACUGCGGAGGGGAGGCAGGACUACACCGGCCAAAAGCUUUUCAAUUUCUCCGCCAGACAGAGACACGACCACGGCGAACGGCUCAGUUUUUCGUCGUGGCGCUCCUUCUACUGAUUUCUGUGGCUCUGGCUAUGCUGAUAGUGAUCACGGUGGUGCUCGGAGGGCGAGAUCAUCAGUCACCGGACAGCCAGCUGUUGACGCAAUCUGAGAGGCUUUCAUCAGGUGACAGACAGCAGCAACCCAAAGACUUCAAGAAUCCAAGUGCAAUGCUAACAGCUCCUAAAGGCAACAACACUGUUGGGGAAUAUCUUGCAUGGGAGAGUGACGAAGGGAAUGCCUUCUGUCAUGGAGGGUUCAGCUACUCCAGCGGGAACCUCGUUGUGCCCAGGAAGGGCAUCUACAGAGUCUUCUUGCAGAUCACCUAUGAGGGCGCGGGUUUGAGUGAUGAGCUGAGACUCAGCAACACAGUGUUUGUUAUCGGGGAUAAUUACAAAAACAAUGUGCAACUCCUGUCAUCAGUCGAGACAGUGAGUUGCAGCAUGAAGCAGUGGAGGAAAUCCCUCUAUACAGCCGGCUUGUUCUCCCUGGAGGCUAACAGCAGACUACGCGUGACAUCAUUGUACCCUGAACUUAUUGUUCUUGAGAAAGAAUCCCAGGUGUUUUUCGGUGCCGACCUUGUGUCUUAGUAAUCCGGUCAGAAUUACCUCAGUCUGAUCUUGAAGUUGUUUGCACCUUCAACUCCUUAGGAACAUAAGGGAAAAUACCAGUGUAGCUUUAUGAUUUCUUUUACUAUUACUGUUCAUGAGAACCCACUGAUGACUCUGCAGCAGCAAGAAGCUACCAGUAUCUGCUUCGCUGUAGGUUGUUUGCUUUACCUUAUUGAAGCUAACCCUGCCUUAUUUUUAACUCAUUAAUAUCAUCUUACAGAGACUUACAGUAACGAUGGCUUAACGAUGCCUCAACACUGUUCUAUAGAGCAGAUACAUUUUCUGAACAGCAUCCUUAAUAUUUGUAACUGCACAUGCUUCUGGCAAAAUAGGCACUGUCAGCUGUAUUGAAUAUAUCCUAUCCACUUAAGCCAAUGUUGGGGGUCGCGGGGGGGCUGGAGCCUAUCCCAGUUGAAAUUGGGCAAGAGGGGGGGUACGCCCUGGACAGGUCACCAGACUAUCAUAGGGCUGACACAUAGAGACAGACAACUAUUCAAGCUUACAUUUACACCUAGAGGCAAUUUAGAGCCACCAAUUAAUCUGCAUGUCUUUGGACUGUGGGAGAAAGCCAGAGAACCUGGAGAAAACCCACGGGGAGAACAUGCAAAGUCCACACAGAAGGGCUCCCCCAGCUCAGGAUUCAAACCCCCCACCCUGGGUCCUAACUGUACCACCAUGCCGCCACUACUACCAACCAGACUGAGCUAAAUGUGAGGCUUCAACAAUAGUGUUGAACAAAAAGGGACUGUUCAUGUAAACGGUAGUUUUCAUCGUCUACCUACAAAGAGGAAUAGAUUGCCACCCUUACUGUACAACGUUAAUACUGUAGUGUCAGGUUUUAAAAAAUAUAAUACACUGUUUCGUAUUUUUGCACACACCCUACUUUAAUGCAUACACUACAUUUUCACAUGCUUGGAAUGACAUAAAAAUGAUAAGAGAUAUAUAAUCAGAAUGUGCCUAAGAGAAUGAUGGCUACAAUGACAGGUCUGUCAUCAAACUUCAGGGCAAUAUCCCUAUCUGACAUUACUCUCAAUCUUCAUUAGUAAAUUACCUGUCAUUAAAAACAAACUUAGCAACAUAUCUUCAAUUAUGUGUUUAGUCAUGUAGGCUGAGAAUGUUUUACUGAUUUUACUGUUAACCUUCUUUCAUAUCAUAUACAAUGAAUGCCUGAAGUUAUUUAUUUUACUACUACUUUAUAUAACUAAUAUUAGUGAAGUCUGCUGCUGAAUUUGGGGUCAUGUUUCAGUCAGUAGAACUCUGAUUUAAUAAGUCAGCAGGUAUAAAAAGGUGUAGACUGUGUUGUUAAGGCAGACGAGCUGAGCAAUAGCUGGGACACAUCAGGUUUAUUCAUUUCACUGUUGAAUGUUCGCAGAAUGUGUUGGUGUCUGUUUAUGAGUCUUAAGAAAUCAUAAAUAAUCUUUUAGUAGUAGUUGUUCUUCAUCAAUAAAAAAAUUCCAGCUUCUCAUA